Molecule: messenger RNA, 12276 nt
Organism: Scomber japonicus (chub mackerel)
Lineage: Eukaryota; Metazoa; Chordata; Actinopteri; Scombriformes; Scombridae
Gene: zfhx3b
Product: zinc finger homeobox 3b
Exons: 10
Coding region: 1-11643 (3880 amino acids)
Biological process (GO): regulation of neuron differentiation; regulation of transcription by RNA polymerase II; brain development
Cellular component (GO): nucleus
Molecular function (GO): DNA-binding transcription factor activity, RNA polymerase II-specific; RNA polymerase II cis-regulatory region sequence-specific DNA binding; zinc ion binding
Source: RefSeq, a predicted model, not a curated record
AUGGACAGCUGUGAGUCUCCCGUGGUUUCUGGGACAGACGAUGGGCUCAGCUCCUCCCAGCAGCAGCAGCAACAACCACAGCCCUGGAACGAACACUCUAGCUUGCAGGUUCCUUGCACCAACCAGGUCCCUUCCCUGGAUCCCCUGUCUCUGUCUGCUCCCUACCCUUCUCAACCCCAAAGCCCUAGUGCACCUCAUGACGGGGUGAGAGAACUACAGUCCCAGCAGCAACAGCUAAAACAGACAUCACCCCAGGCCCACCGUGAUAUAUCUGCCACAGGCCAGCUGCAUUCCAGAAGAGAGGGUCUUGAGGAAGAAGAGCAAGAAGGAGUGAGCUGUGGAGAGGAAGACGAAUCUGAAGACUUAGAUGAAAUGGAGAUUGACAGCUGUUUCCCAAGUCUUCAACCCUUUCCUGGGGUGCCGAUGGCUCCAGGGGGUGGGGGAAUGCCCACUCUUUUGCAUCAUCAGCCCACACGACAGCAGGGAGUGCCAGAGAGUGGGAGUGAGGAAGGAGAAGAGGAAGAGGAAGAGGAAAGCAGUGAUGUGGAGAACCUGGCUGGAGAGAUAGUCUACCAGCCAGAUGGCUCAGCCUACAUCGUAGAGAGCCUCAGUCAGUUGAUCCAAAGUGGUGGGGGUAUGGUACCCGGCAUGCUUCCCACAAACUCUCUCACCAGUGGGGGAAAACCGGGAGAAUCUGCUGGGACUUCAUCCUCAGUCUACCCUCAGAUCAUCAACACGUUCCACAUAGCCUCGUCCUUCGGGAAGUGGUUUGGCAAUUCAGACCAAGGUUUCCCCAAUACCUCAACCAUGGCAGGCCUAAGCCCUGUCCUGCACAGUUUCCGUGUCUUCGAUGUGCGGCACAAAAGCAACAAGGAUUACCUGAACAGCGAUGGGUCUGCCAAGAAGUCCUGUGUAUCCAAAGAUGUUCCCAACAACGUGGAUUUCUCCAAAUUUGAUGGGCUGGCCCUUUAUGGCAAGGGUAAGCCCAUUCUCAUGUGUUUUCUCUGCAAGCUGUCCUUUGGCUAUGCGCGUUCCUUUGCCACUCAUGCCGUCCAUGACCACCGCAUGACACUGUGUGAGGACGAGCGGCGGCUGCUAGGGGACAAGCAUGCAUCUGCCAUCAUCCAGGGCAUUGGGAAGGACAAAGAGCCCCUCAUCAGUUUCCUGGAACCAAACAAUAAGAGCACUCCUCUGCCAUCUACCCUGCACCCCAUUAACUCUGGCCAGAGCUUCUAUGGCACAUUUAGUGGUGUCCAUCUGGAGCCUGGAAGCAACAGUGGGGGCAGCGAGACUCUCCUGAACAAAGACUCUGACUCUGGCCCCCAGCAACAGCAGCAGCAACAAACCCCACUUAGCUCUGUCUUCUCUCUUGGAGGGUUCAACAUUCCCAAAGCAUCCGCUCUUACCUCAUCACCUGGCUCUGCCAAAGACUCCAUUGCCCUGCCCAAACAGGGAGGGAGAACAGAGGAGCCUGGUAGGAAAGAGUUGACAUGCAAGGGAGAGGAUGGGGGAACUGUGGGACAUGAAAGCAAGCACCUAUCAAGUCAAAUGGGGGGCUCAGAAGAAGAAGAGGAACUGUUACUAGGGGAGGAGGAAGAUGAGUUGGAGGCAGAAAGCACGGCAGUGGCCUGUGGUGGUAACAGUAGCAGUGAUGGGGGUGAAGCGGGGGAACCAGCUGUCUCAAACCAAAGCAUUUCCAAAUCUCCUUUAUUAAUGCCUAGUAGCGCUCUCCAGCCUUCUGCCUGCACCUCUGCGGUCAGUUCCACACUCAACAGCAAAGCCCCCGCUUCCACUUCCUGCUCUGUCAAGGAAGAGGGUUCAGCUGCAGAUGGUGGGGGGAGGACCUCAGAGCUCCCUCUGAGCUUUAACUGCCAGGGGCCCACUGUUCCCAUGGCAAUGGCAGCAGCCGCUGUCAGAAGGAGCGAGGAUGACACUGCUGGCACUUCCUCCUCACCUCUGUCCUCCAAUGCUGCUGCUGAUGAAAGUGCCAAUCGAGAUAGUGCCACAGCUCCAGAACCAAAUGAUUGCCCGGCAGAAGGAGAGGAGGAAAAUGGAGCCCUUCUGCACCAUCACCACAUGCACCACCAUCAUCAUCACCUGCACCUUUCAUCUCAUGGCCACACUCACCCCCUCCAGGGGGCCUCCUGUGACAUAACAGGGAUGGGCGAGUGUUCACAGAAUCAUGGGCCUGGUGGCAGUGGAGGAAGUGGGGUAGAAUGCCCCAAAUGUGACACCAUUCUGGGUUCCUCACGCUCUUUGGGUGGUCACAUGACCAUGAUGCAUUCACGCAACUCAUGCAAGACAUUAAAAUGUCCCAAAUGCAACUGGCAUUACAAGUACCAGCAGACGUUGGAGGCCCACAUGAAAGAGAAGCACCCAGACUCUGGAGGCUCCUGUGUGUACUGCAGCAGUGGUCAGAGCCAUCCUCGUCUAGCUCGUGGAGAAAGUUAUACCUGUGGAUACAAGCCCUUCCGGUGUGAGGUGUGUAACUACUCCACCACCACAAAGGGAAACCUAAGCAUCCACAUGCAGUCAGACAAGCACCUGAACAAUAUGCAGACACUACAAAAUGGAGGCUCCAUUGGUUCUGCGCAGGAGCAGGUGUUUGGACAUGCCCCGGGAGGAGUGGUGGCUGUCCCCUCAGUGACCCAGGCUAGCAGUCAUCACCCUCCCCAUCACCACCCUACACAGUCCUCCACCCAUGUGGCCGGACCAUGUGGGGCCCCCUCGCCAACCAAGCCGAAGAGCAAACCUACUUGGCGGUGUGAGGUAUGUGACUACGAGACCAAUGUGGCACGGAACCUGCGUAUCCACAUGACCAGCGAGAAGCACAUGCACAACAUGAUGCUACUCCAGCAGAAUGUGACUCAGAUGCAGCAUGGCCGGCUGGGAUUGGGAGCCAUGCCCUCACCCUCUGAGGCUGAGCUCUAUCAAUAUUACCUGACCCAGAACAUGAGCCUUCCACCUGGCCUCAAGAUGGACCCAGCUGGAGCUGAGGCCCAGUUCCUCAUGGGGAGCUUUCACCUGGAUCCCAACAUGGCUGCCUUGGCUCCUGCACUUGUAGGUGGAGAGAUCCCUAUGGACGUGCGGCUGGGUGGUGGGCAGUUAGUAUCUGAAGAACUGAUGACCCUGGGAGAAAGUCUAUCACAAACAAGCGACCCCUCCCUCAAGCUCUUUCAAUGCGCUGUGUGCAACCGCUUCACCACUGACAACCUGGAUGUGCUUGGUAUGCACAUGGGAGCUGAACGCAGCCUACCAGAGGAGGAGUGGCGUGCUGUGGUGGGCGACUCUCACCAGUGCAAGUUGUGCCACUACACCACUCAGCUUAAGGCCAACUUCCAGCUGCACUGCAAGACAGACAAGCAUGUUCAAAAGUACCAGCUGGUGGCCCACAUCAAAGAAGGGGGCAAAGGCAACGAAUGGCGUCUGAAAUGUGUGGCCAUAGGCAAUCCAGUGCACCUGAAGUGCAAUGCCUGCGACUACUACACUAACAGCCUGGAGAAAUUGAGGAUGCACACCGUCAAUUCCCGGCAUGAGGCUAGUCUCAAACUCUACAAGCACCUGCAACAGCACGAAAACGCGGUAGAGGGUGAUGCCUGCUUCUACCAUUGUGUGCUGUGUAACUACUCGACCAAGGCCAAGCUCAACCUGAUCCAGCAUGUGCGCUCAAUGAAGCACCAGCGCAGUGAGAGCCUAAGGAAGCUUCAGCGUUUGCAGAAAGGCCUGCCAGAGGAGGAGGAGGACCUCAGUUCCAUCUUCACCAUUCGCAAAUGCCCCUCUUCAGAUACAGGAGAGCUGAGUGAGGAUGUGGAGGCUGCUAGUGAGACCACCACAGACCAGGAGGACCAAACCAAAGACAGAGAAAGUGGGGGGGAGAAGGAGCUCACCAAAGGGACAGAGGUGUCCGCCCAAUUGGAACGGCACCAGUCAGAUUCCCCGAUCCCUUCCAAAAGGCCCUCUUCACGCUCAGAGGUCUCUGAGAGCCCGCUCUCCUCAAAGCGUCCCAGGACAGCUGAAAAGAGGGCUGCAGAGCAGAUGUACCAGUGCCCCUACUGCAAGUUCACCAACACUGACCUGAAUCGUCUCAGAAUGCACGUGAUGACGCAGCACUCUGUCCAGCCUAUGUUACGCUGCCCAUUAUGCCAGGACAUGCUCAACAACAAGAUCCAUCUGCAGUUCCACCUCACACACUUACACAGUGUGGCGCCUGACUGCGUUGAUAAGCUCAUCGCCACAGUGACAGCAACUGAUGUACUGCCAGCAAGCAUGUUCAUACCUGUACCUGGUCCAGACAGAGAGUCUCAGAACACCCCUAAUGCCGCAGCCAACUCCAACUCUGAAGAUACAAAGAAGCAAGUUGAUGCAUCAGAUGCUGAUCCAGAGAAGGGGGUGUCACUCCCUACAGAAAUAGCUGAAGCUCGCAAGUCACCUCUUGAAGAUCAACAAACAGAGAGGGAUGAUUCCACAGGAUUCUUGUGCUGGAAGAAAGGUUGCAACCAAGUGUUCAAGUCCUCCAAUUCCCUCCAGAUGCACUUCAAUGAAGUUCACAACAAAAGGCCUCAGUUGCCUGUUUCGGAUCGCCAUGUCUACAAGUAUCGUUGUAACCAAUGCAGCUUGGCCUUCAAGACUGUGGAGAAGCUUCAGCUCCAUUCACAGUACCAUGUGAUAAGAGCAGCCACCAUGUGCUGUCUCUGCCAGCGUAGCUUCAGAACACUACAAGCCUUGAAGAAACAUUUGGAAACCAGCCACCUGGAACUGAGUGAAGCUGAUAUCCAGCAGCUGUAUGGAGGCUUAUUGAUGAAUGGUGACAUUAUGGUCAUGGGUGAUCCAUCCCUUGGUGAGGAGCAUGGAAGUCUGGGAGAAGAUGACAAAGAGGGAGAUGAGAGUGACCCAGAGGAAAAGCAAAGCCCUACAGGUAGUGACUCUGGCUCACUGCAGGAAGAUUCUGGAUCUGAACCUAAACGUGCUUUGCCAUUCAGAAAGGGCCCCAACUUUACUAUGGAGAAGUUCUUGGAUCCAUCUCGUCCUUUCAAGUGCACUGUAUGCAAAGAGUCUUUUACACAGAAGAACAUUCUUCUGGUUCACUAUAACUCUGUCUCCCACCUGCACAAGGUGAAGAGGGCUCUUCAGGAGUCAACUACUGGUCAGCCUGAGCCUACCAGCAGCCCUGAUAACAAGCCAUUCAAGUGCAGCACUUGUAAUGUGGCAUAUAGCCAGAGUUCUACUUUGGAGAUCCACAUGCGCUCUGUUCUACAUCAGACCAAAGCUAGGGCAGCCAAACUUGAAGCCGCAGGAGGGAUCACUAGCUCUGCAAGUGCUACUGGUGCAAGUUGUGGAGGAUCCAGCAUUAGCACUUCAACACCUAGUCCAAGCCCAGCCAGCAACUCAACUACUAGCUCUACCAACCACAGUUCUUCUGGGUCUCAAACAGCUCAGAACAUUCUUGGAGGAAACCACAUGAGCCAGACUCAUAGUAUUGAAAGCCUGGGGAAUUCUUCAGUGAGCUGCCAUUCCUCACCAUCUGAGAACCAUGAUAUAAAAAAGUCUAAAUAUACAGACAUGCUGUCUGCUAGGGGACAACAACAACAACAACAACAACAACAGCAGAUUCAGCAACAACAGCAAUUGGCACAGGCUCAAGCCCAAGCUCAAGCCCAACUUCAGCAAGAGCUUCAACAGCAAGCUGCUCUGUUACAAUCACAGCUAUUCAACCCGGCACUUCUGCAGCACUUCCCAAUGACAACAGAUGCACUUCUCCCCCUGCAACAGCAGCAGUUAUUAUUUCCUUUCUACAUCCCUGGAGCAGAAUUUCAGCUGAACCCAGAGAUAAGCAUCAGUAACUCAGCACUAGGCCUAGCAGGAUCCACCUCCUCACUGCUGGAAGAUCUAAAAAACUCAGCCCAGCAGGCCCAACAGAGCUGCUUGCAGCAGCAACUGAUGCACCAUCACCUCCAACAGCAACAUCAACAACAACAGCAGCAACAACAGCAGCAGCAACAGCAACAUGCUCACUCACAGGCUCAAGGGCAGAUGGCAUUGCUGCAGCAGAGUGCAUCUCUCCUGCAGCAGGUUGAAAAAAAGAAGCAUCAUUCCUCUCCGAAUGAGAAAGACAGAGAAGUACAAAGAGACAAGGACACAACUGAAAAAAAUGAGGAAUAUGUUAACAAAGAUUCUACAGACAUCAAGCCAAAAGAAAAGAAGGACAUCCAGCAUAUUUCAAUAAAUAUAAACCAUGAUACUGGCUUACCUCCACCAAGGAUUGCUUCAGAUGCUCGUGGAAAUGCAACCAAAGCCCUGCUGGAAAAUUUUGGGUUUGAGUUAGUGAUUCAGUACAAUGAAAAUAAACAGAAAGCUCAGAAAAAGACAGCUGGACCUACAGGAUCAAGUGGUCCAGGUGGGAUAACAAGAGUGGUGGACCCCAUUGAGGGAUUAGAGAAACUGGAAUGUGAAGCCUGUGGCAAGCUGUUUUCAAACAUACUGAUUCUAAAGAGUCACCAGGAGCAUAUCCACCAGGCUUUUUUUCCAUUUCGAUCCCUUGAGAGAUUUGCCAAGGAAUACAGAGAGCAUUAUGAUAAACUCUAUCCACUAAGGCCCCCUACACCAGAGGCUGCUGCGGCUCCUCCACCUCCUCCUCCUCCACCCCCACCUCCUCCUCCACCUCCACCCCAAAGAGCUCCCACACCAAAUAUUCCUGUGUCUGCUGCCUCACUUACACCUCCAAGUGUAUCUACUCCACAGCCACCAGUUACAAUGGCACAAAUUUCCAUGCCAAUGGAUUUGCCCCUCUUUUCACCACUCAUGAUGCAGCCCAUGUCUCUUCAGUCCUUGCCCACUCAGCUGACACCCCAGUUAUCAUCUGUUGAGCCUAACCUGGCCUCAGACCUGGCCCAGCUCUAUCAACAACAGCUCACACCAGCCAUGCUACAGCAGCAGAACAAGAGGCCACGGACACGCAUUACUGAUGACCAGCUAAGGGUCCUGCGACAGUACUUUGACAUCAACAAUUCACCAAAUGAGGAACAGAUUAAAGAGAUGGCAGACAAGUCAGGGCUGCAGCAAAAAGUCAUAAAGCACUGGUUCAGGAACACCCUUUUCAAGGAGCGACAGCGCAACAAAGACUCACCAUACAAUUUCAAUAAUCCACCAACAACAACCCUAGAAGAUACCAAAAUUGACUCUAAACCUCCUUCCCCUGAACCUCAGAAACAUGAUUAUUAUGGGAGCAAGAGAUCAUCCAGAACUAGAUUCACUGACUACCAGCUACGAGUGCUACAAGACUUCUUUGAUGCCAAUGCUUAUCCUAAAGAUGAUGAAUUUGAACAGCUCUCCAACCUACUCAGCCUUCCCACUCGUGUUAUUGUUGUGUGGUUCCAAAAUGCCCGUCAGAAGGCAAGGAAGAAUUAUGAAAACCAGGGUGAAGGGGGAAAAGAGGGUGAAAGGCGAGAAUUGUCAAAUGACCGCUAUAUCCGUACCUCAAAUCUGAACUACCAGUGCAAGAAAUGCAGUCUGGUUUUCCAGCGUAUAUUUGAUCUAAUAAAACACCAAAAGAAGCUGUGUUACAAAGAUGAAGAUGAGGAUGGACAGUAUGACAGCCAAAAUGAGGAUUCAAUGGAUCUUUCCCAUGAAUGUUAUACUCCCUCUGGGUCUUCCUGUCACACCCCAAUGCCAUCCUCUUCAAGUCUCUGCCCACUUCCACCCUCAACUUCAGCAUUCUCACACCUCCCAUCCACCGAAAAAGAGGAGGCAUCACCAGCAACCACCUCAAACCUCUAUGAUGAGAAGCCCAAGCAGCUACCAGAAAUUUCUGCUGAUCCACGAGAAAACCAAACCUCUAUUAAGCAGGAAAUUGUGCAUCAACCCCAAUCUGAGGCACAACACCAUAAACCUCAGAGAGAAGAAAAGAUUCAAACAAUUUCCAAGCCCAUCAAACAUUCAUCUCCUUCCUUCUCUCAGCAACAACAGCAGUGUGGUCCCUCAGCCUCUCAGACAAGCCAGGCCCCAUCUCAAAGCUCUCACAUGAGCCUCAAUGCACACCUGAGCUCUGCUACACAACAGGCCCAGCAGAUGAUCCCAUACCAGUGUGAACAGUGCAAGAUUGGCUUCCCCUCUUUUGAGCACUGGCAGGAACACCAGCAAUUACACUUCCUCUCUGUGCAAAAUCAAUUCAUCCACCCUCAAUUUCUUGACCGUCCAAUUGACAUGCCUUUCAUGCUAUUUGAUCCCAGCAAUCCUCUCUUGGCAAGUCAGUUACUCUCUGGGGCAAUGCCACAGAUUCCCAGCAGUUCUGCCACUUCUCCGUCCACUCCCACUUCCACUAUGAACUCCCUGAAGAGGAAGUUAGAGGAGAAAGCUGGCACUAGUCCAGGAGAGAAUGACAGCACAAACAGCGGAGAGGAGCCACAGAGAGACAAGAGGCUCAGAACCACCAUCACACCUGAGCAGUUAGAGAUUCUUUAUCAAAAGUAUUUAUUGGAUUCAAAUCCUACACGUAAAAUGCUGGACCACAUUGCUCAUGAGGUGGGAUUGAAAAAGAGAGUAGUGCAAGUCUGGUUCCAAAAUACAAGAGCCAGGGAGAGAAAAGGCCAGUUUAGAGCAGUAGGGCCAGCUCAAGCUCAUCGUAGGUGCCCUUUUUGUAGAGCUCUUUUUAAAGCAAAAACUGCCCUUGAAGCACAUAUUCGCUCUCGUCACUGGCAUGAAGCCAAACGUGCUGGCUAUAAUUUAGCUCUCCAUGGUAUGUUACCUGAACCCGAGGGCAUGCAAAUAAAAAUUGAUGCUCUAGAUACAUCAAGCUACUCCCAGAUGGCCCCUAUAAACAGUGAUGGACAAAGUUCUUCCAUGUCACCAGUGAAUAGAAACAUGGAUUUGUCUCCCAGGGCUCUACUGAGCCCUUCAUCCAUUAAAGUUGAGGGAAUGGAAGAUUUUGAGAGUGCAGCUAUAUCCUCUGUGAACCUCAGCUUUGAUCCAAGCAAACUUGAUAAUGACGACUGCUCUUCUGUGAAUACAGCCAUCACAGACACAACCACAGGUGAUGAGGCCAAUGCUGAUAAUGACAGUGCUGAUGCAAAGCACAGCCAAAGUAGUGGUGAUUACCUAUCUAAGUCUGGGGGUACUGCCCCUCUCCUUGAAAAUGAUGACCAGAUGUCCUCAGGGCUAGUAAGCCCUGCAACAAGCUAUUAUGCGAAGGACUAUGAAAAUGAACAUAUAAUUGACCACAGUGAGACAUCCAGUCUGGCUGACCCCUGCUCACCAAGUCCUGGAGCUUCAGGUACCAGGAGCAUUGACAGCGGAGAUCGACCUGGCCAAAAACGCUUCCGAACCCAGAUGACUAACCUCCAGCUCAAAGUGUUGAAAUCCUGUUUUAACGACUACAGGACUCCCACUAUGCUGGAAUGUGAGGUACUUGGCAAUGACAUUGGACUUCCAAAGAGAGUGGUUCAGGUGUGGUUUCAAAAUGCCCGUGCCAAGGAGAAAAAGGCAAAGCUCAACAUGGCCAAGCACUUCGGAAUAAAUCAGACGUCCUACGAGGGGCCGAAGACUGAAUGCACUUUGUGUGGUGUCAAGUACAGUGCUCGCCUCUCUGUUCGUGAUCACAUUUUCUCCCAGCAACACAUCUCUAAGGUGAAGGAAACCAUUGGCAGCCAGAUCGAUAAAGAAAAAGAAUACUUUGACCCAGCCACUGUCCGCCAACUUAUGGCCCAGCAGGAGAUGGACCGCAUUAAGAAGGCCAAUGAAGUUUUAGGACUGGCACAGCAGCAGGCCAUGCAACAACAGGGGAUGUUUGAUAACCCUGCAAUGCAGGCGCUGAAUCUCCAGUCAGCCUAUCCAAAUCUGCAAGGCAUCCCACCUGUCCUUUUGCCAGGGGUUGGCAGCCCCUCUCUUUCCAGCUUUAAUUCAUCUAAUUCAGCUUUAACUCCUCCGAAACCUUCAAACCUCCUGAACAUGCCUGGUGCCAGUGUUCCCUCACCUAGCCUCCCUACAUCUGGAUUACCCAACAAACCUCCCUCCUCAUCGUCUCUGGCCGCAUCCAGCCCAGCCCAGACCAACACAUCUGUUUCCCACUCAAGCCCCACCUCUACAUCCACCUCCACUUCCUCAACCACCCUGUCUGGCUCCCGGCCUGAACUCCCCAAAGAUCGUGAUGCUGAGAGAUUAAGAGAAAAGGAGAAGUCCAGGGAAAAGGCAGAGAAGCCCUCAACCCCAUCAUCAACUGGAAGCACCCCUGCCCCGUCCACUUCUGCUACCAGUGCCAAGAAGGAAAAACCAGACACCGCUGUACCUGCCACUUCUAUGCCCACACCUGGAAUGGAGUAUGUGGUAGACCCUGCCCAGCUUCAGGCCCUGCAGGCUGCUCUGGCAUCAGACCCCACAGCUCUCCUCACUAACCAGUUCCUGCCCUAUUUCAUGCCUGGCUUUUCCCCUUAUUACACCCCUCAGAUCCCUGGGGCUCUUCAAGGGGGCUACCUGCAACCAAUGUAUGGUAUGGAAAGUCUCUUCCCUUACAACCCAGCAUUGUCACAAGCACUGAUGGGCCUGUCUCCAGGGUCCCUGCUGCAGCAUUACCAGCAAUAUCAGCAGAGCUUGCAGGAAGCACUACAGCAGCAGCAGCGGCAGCUUCAGCAGAUCCAGCAACCCAAGGCGAGCCAAACUCCAGUUCCCCCUCAAUCCUUGGGGGAUCGCAAAGAAUCUGCCAAAGAUCUAGUGAAAAAAGAGGAGCAAAAGGGCAACUCCCAUAGUGAACCCCCCACAUCCUCCUCUUCCUCAUCCUCCUCCUCUCAUAAUAAAGUACCCUCUGAGCAGAAUGAGAUGGAUGGCAAAGCUGUGGAUCACCAUCUAGACCAAUUCAUCGUCCCCAAGGUGCAGUAUAAACUGGCAUGCCGCAAGUGUCAAGCAGUUUUCACCAAGGAAGAAGCGGCUAUUACCCACCUUAAAUCUAACUGUUUUUUCGGUCAGUCUGUGGCAAACCUGCAAGAGAUGUUGCUGCGUGUCCCCAGUGGCGUAGGUGCAGGAGCUGGAAGUCUCUAUGACUGCCUGGCUUGUGACACUACGUUGGAUGGGGAGAAAGCACUCAGUCAACACCUGGAAUCGGCAUUGCACAAACACAGAACAAUCAAGCGAUCAGCCAGAAAUGCCAAAGAGCACGCUACUAGUUUAUUACCUCACUCUUCAGCCUGCUUCCCCAAUCCUAACACCGCAUCUACCUCGCAGUCUGCCACUCAUCCCAUCAGCAGCCCCCCUACCCCGCCAACAACAUCAGCCACCAUGCCAUCCUCUGCUGUCUCCUCUUCCCUGUGCUCCUCCUCGACUACCCCACUCAACACCACAGCUGCAGGCAAACCCUGGCCCCAGGCCCCUUUCUCCAGAGCUUUAGCUGGGAAGCCCAAUGCCAGUCCCCCCUCUUCUUCCUCCUCUUUUCCACCAGUGUCCUCACCUUCAACGGUUACCUCAAGUUCAUUGAGCACCUCAGGAGUUCAGACCUCGAUACCAACAGACGUCUUUACCGACGAGUCUGAUUCUGACAGCAGUCAGAAGUCAGCAGACAGGCUGGGCAGGACGGCAGAGGAGCCGCAGCAGCCUGGCUUUGUCAAAGACAGUAGUAGUUGUAGUAAUCUUGCUAGUGUAGGAACAGACUCCAUCAGAUUGUAAAAGAGCUUUCAGUGAUGGACAAUAUUUAAAAAACACAAAAAAGACAAAAAAAAAUCACAAAUGGAAAAAACAUAAAAAGCAGCAAUGUUAAAAAUACAUUAAAAGUAUACAAACCAAUUUCAGAAAAAGAUGUGUAAAGACUAACUGCAAUUCCAAAGCUUGUAACCAAAAAUUUAAAUGUUAGUGGAUUGUUUUCCCAUAUCAACAUGCUGGUUUUCUUUUUGUUUGUGUUUUCUUUGUUUUUGUUUUGUUUUACUCAACUGAAAUACAUGCAUACUAUAUAUGAGAAUAGAAAGGAUUGCUGCAGUUAUGUUUUGGGUUAUGGUAGAGGAACGCUGUACUGUAUGGCAAUGGACUGCCUCAAAGUUGACAAAUGGCCCAAAAACCCUUUUGAAGAAAUACGAGUCAACAAGCUGUCCUUUUGUUUUGUAAUAAUUUUUACUUAAUAGCACAGUCACAAAAAGCCAGUAUGUACUGUAUGGGAGAAUAGUCUAUCAAUUUUCUUGCUAUUUAAGCAUUCAGAUACCAAUGGCUUGCAAAAGUAAAAGAAUAAUGUAAUGUCUAUUUUAUUCUCAGGUCAACAGCUCACUGAUGUUUUUCUGUUACAGAAAUCCAUGUUUUACACCUUUUGUU